CACUUCUCUGCUGCUCAGUUUGUGGCUUGCCUCUGUGUUGGCUGUCGAUGAAGCGCUUGGGAGGGCUUACCAGACCCUGGUACACAAGAAUUACCGCGGAAACCAUGCAAAUGGGACACUUACCGCACUGGAAAUCAAUGUUGAAAGGCGUUCGCUGCUGCUGAGAGAGAUUCUCGGGCAUGAGGCUCUUAUUGGGAUCGCCUUCCCACCAGCACCGACCGGUCCCGAGUCUUUAUCUGCUCUUCAAGUCUCAUUCUCCCUUUCAAGUGAGUGUCUCUCACUAGUAAAUGAAAGGAUGGGUCACUCUCUGUCCACUGUAUAUAUCGGUCGAUACGCAUCGCAUCAGCGAGUCCGACCAACCCGACCGCGGACCGGAGUGUGUAUAGCCACCAGCCUGUCUCGUUUGUGGAAUUGAGUAACAGAGCCGGCCCAUUGGACGAUGCAAAGCUAGCCAAAAGGUGAGACAGGGAGACAUGACAUGAGCCAAAGAUCCUUCCUUCGUAUCAUCCUUUUGUCUAUGCAUCAUCCAUACAGGAAUGUUCUCGUUGGUAUGCCGUUCGGUGCGAUGUGCGAGACAUGGAAGCGUUAUGGCCGCAACCUCAUGCCAGCCGCACACAAAUGGCGUAUAUGGGGCCCCGGCUGCUGCGAUCCAACCAACUGUUGGAAGGGGCGUGACGUGGCUAACAAGCGCGCCCUGUGUUCUCACCGCUUAUACGGUGAUGGGACUCAUGUUGCCAUCGAGAGUGGGGAGUUUCAAUGGAGCGCCACGGCGGAUGGACGGCCCUUUAAUGUGACUACCAAGGACUCAAGUGUGGCUUAUGCUAUGUGUGUGGGCGGCAAAUGGCACGUCCCUUCAGUAUAG
Vitrella brassicaformis is the source of this 862-nucleotide messenger RNA. Lineage: Eukaryota; Vitrellaceae. The record is from the annotation of a GenBank genome assembly.